AUGAGUCAGCGCAAAAAACCACCAAAAAUUGGUAGUGUCAUUACAUUCAAAUAUCAAGAAUUAUCUAAUAAUGGACACCCACGAUUUCCUGUGUAUCUUCGUCCACGAACUGACCUCACAUGGGCAGAUGUAUUAGAAUCAGCCAAAACUAAAACACCAAAAACUAGCAUACAAAAAGUGAUUCCAUCCACAAAACUAUCGAAACAACAUUCUGUGUUGUUCUCUGUGAUACCAUCACGCGAUACAGCUGGUAAAAAGAUUGUUACUUCCGAUGAUGAAGAUGAAGAUGAAAAAUCAGGAAAAUCAAAAUCACCACCAUCAACGUCGGCUACAACAACAUCAGCAGAUACAAGAAAACCAUGUCAAUAUGGAGCAAAAUGUUACAGAACCAAUCCUGAUCAUUUUAAGCAAUUUCAACAUCCACCAAAAACCUCAACUGCAGCAAGUGGAUCAGAUGUGGUAAAAAAAGAAUCACCAUCAUCCACAAAAGCAGCCGCAUCAAAUGGUGAAAACAAGCCAAAACAAGUGUGUGCAUUUGGAGCUCAAUGUUUUCGAAAAAGUGCUGUUCAUUUAGCUAUGUAUUCUCAUCCAGCAAAAAACGCGUCAGAAGAUGAAGUGGAUCGUGCUGCACAAGAGGAAAUAAUCGAUACAAAAGAGUUGAUUGAACCGGAAGAACCACAAUCACCCACAGAUGACACCAAUGGUUUUUUUGUCAAAGAUAAAAAUAAAGGUAUUGUGUUUGAUGAUGACGCAGAAGACGAGGAUAUGGAGGAUACAACAACAAUGGUUACAAGGUCAAAAAAAGAAUGGGACACAUUACAAAAGACAGUUCGUGAGCAAGACGAACGUUUAGUGAAACUUCAAAACACAUUAAAAUCAAUGGAUACUAAAACAGCAGUAAAACGUCCAAGUCCAUGUCGAGAUGUUGAUGAUGACACAGAAGCGAAGAAGUCUAAGAAAGUAUGA
This is a messenger RNA of Didymodactylos carnosus, 966 nucleotides long. The record is from the annotation of a GenBank genome assembly. NCBI's taxonomy places the organism in Eukaryota, Metazoa, Rotifera, Eurotatoria, Philodinida, Philodinidae.